UGGGCAGAGGAAAGUUUCGCACGCUCGGCUCGGGGCGCCACGCCCCUCCCUCCUGCCGGUCUUGCCACCCGGGUCCAGAGGACAGUUCAGGACCCGGCGCGGCGCCCCGGGGGACCUGCACGGGCUUCGGCUUCCAGGCGGGCGCGCCCGAGCGGCGAGCUGCGAUGAUCCCCGAGGAGAAGCAAGACGGCCCGAGCGCCAGCGAGGAGAGCCCCCGGCUGCAGGCGUCCCGCAGCGUCUGCAAGGGCAGUGACGCCCUGGCGCAGACCCAGCGCGGCCGCCUGCAGAGCUGCAGGGCCCGUAUCCACCAGCAGAUCAGCAAGGAGCUACGGAUGAGGACAGGCGCCGAGAACCUCUACAGGCUGCGUGGGGCUGCGGCCGGCACAUCACCACUGCCCGGCCUCCCCAGAGCCACCAGCAACGCCCAGGUCAGGGAGACAGUAGCCCUGGAGCUGAGCUGCGUCAACUCCAGCCUGCAGCUGCUGAAGGAGGAGCUGGAGGAGCUCAACUGCGACGUGGACACAGAGGGGCCUGGGAGUGAAGGAAUCACUGUCCCCAUGAUCCCCCUGGGGCUGAAGGAGACCAAGGAGCUGGACUGGUCUGCAGCCCUGACGGAACUGAUCUCUCAGCACUUUGGAGAGGACGGCACCUCCUACGAGGCGGAAAUCAGGGAGCUGGCGGACCUGCGGCAGGCCAUGCGCACCCCCAGCCGGAGUGAGUCGGGCCUGGAGCUGCUCCUGGCGUACUACAACCAGCUCUGCCUCCUGGACGCGCGCUUUGUCACCCCUGCCCGGAGCCUGGGGCUGCUCUUCCACUGGUAUGACUCUCUCACGGGGGUCCCAGCCCAGCAGCGGGCCCUGGCCUUCGAGAAGGGCAGUGUACUCUUCAACAUCGGAGCCCUGCACACCCAGAUCGGGGCGCGCCAGGACCGCUCCCGCACCGAGGGCGCCGGCCGUGCGGCGGAGGCAUUCCAGAGGGCCGCUGGGGCCUUCCGCCUGCUGAGGGACAAGUUCUCGCAAGCGCCGAGCCCCGACAUGAGCCCCGCCUCACUGUCCGCGCUGGAGCAGCUCAUGGCGGCCCAGGCCCAGGAGUGCGUCUUCGAGGGCCUCUCGCUGCCGGCCCCUGCGGCGCCCCAGGACUGCUUGGCCCAGCUGCGCCUGGCUCAGGAGGCAGCCCAGGUGGCAGCCCAGUACGAACAGGUGCACAGGACCAUGGCCAGGCCACCAGUCCAAGACUACGUGCCCUUUGCCUGGACCACCCUGGUGCACGUCAAGGCGGAGCACUUCCGUGCCCUGGCCCACUACCACGCAGCCACCGCACUCUGCGAUGGCUCCCCGGCCGAGGCAGAGCUCCUGGCACUGGAGCAGGUCUUCGAGGGGCCCCCAGCCCCAUCGGAGUCCCCGCGCCCCCUACUGCCCCAGGAGCCUGAGGAGCGCAGGAAGCUCGGCAAGGCCCACCUGAAGCGCGCCAUCCUGGGGCAGGAGGAGGCGCUGCGGCUGCACGCCCUGUGCCGCGCCCUGCGCAGGGUGGACCUGCUGCAGGCCGUCCUGGGCCAGGCGCUGCGGCGCUCGCUGGCCAAGUACUCGGAGCUGGACCUCGAGGACGACUUCUUCGAGGCCACCGAGGCCCCUGACAUCCAGCCCAGGACGCGCCAGAGGCCAGAGGUCCGGGCCCCCAGCUUCUCCCGAGUGAAGGUGACUGACAUCUUCCACCGGCUGGGGCCCCUCUCUGUGUUCUCAGUCAGGAACCGCUGGCGGCUGGCCGGGCCCGUCCACGUGACCCGAGGGGAGGGCGGCUUCGGCUUCACACUGCGGGGAGACUCACCCGUGCUCAUCGCUGCGGUCAUUCCCGGGGGCCACGCUGAGGCGGCCGGCCUGCGGGAGGGCGACUACAUCGUGUCUGUGAACGGGCAGCCCUGCAGGUGGUGGAAGCACACUGAGGUGGUGGCCCAGCUGAGGGCUGUGGGUGCCGAGGGCGUGAGCCUGCAGGUGGCCACCCUGCUGCCUGGUGCCGAGCCGCCCGGCACGGGGGACCACCGGCCAGCCCUGCGAGGGCUUCUGAGGAGCCAGAAGGAGUGUGGCUGGGAGCCCGCAGUGCCUGCGAGGGCCAGCCCCAGGCCCCUCCUCGGCUGGAGCCGCAAGGCCCAGCGAGGCCCGCCCGGAGGGAGGCUGUGCCCGGCCCCUUGUCCCCGCGCUGCAGCACCCUCACCCUCCAGCAGCCCCGGGAGGCAGUGAGGGCCGGGCUCCCCACACUGCUGUGCUCUGGCGCUGUCUCCAGCCGACUGGCAGCAGGGCCCCCUCGCAUCCUCCCCCCCCCCCCCGCAGGACCCUCAGGCCAGUCUGCUGCCGGCCCAGCGCCCAUUAAAGACAGUGUCCGAUGAGGAGUGUCUGAGCCCAG
Messenger RNA from Artibeus jamaicensis (Jamaican fruit-eating bat), 2397 nucleotides. It is a transcript of the gene RHPN1, whose product is annotated as rhophilin Rho GTPase binding protein 1. Gene Ontology annotation, biological process: signal transduction; negative regulation of stress fiber assembly. Gene Ontology annotation, molecular function: protein binding. Lineage: Eukaryota; Metazoa; Chordata; Mammalia; Chiroptera; Phyllostomidae. The transcript is spliced from 15 exons. The record is from RefSeq and is a predicted model, not a curated record. Bases 165 to 2234 code for a protein of 689 amino acids.